Letharia lupina is the source of this 570-nucleotide messenger RNA. RefSeq lists its product as uncharacterized. Bases 1 to 570 code for a protein of 189 amino acids. Lineage: Eukaryota; Fungi; Ascomycota; Lecanoromycetes; Lecanorales; Parmeliaceae. The transcript has 2 exons. The record is from RefSeq and is a predicted model, not a curated record.
AUGGUCGGCUUCCGGCACCCCCUGAACAGCUGGCUUCAGGAAAACAGCUGCGAUCCAACUCCACCGUCUCCAACGAUCCCCCUACUACUCCACCUCGCAUCCGCAAACCAACGGUUCACUUUGAUGAGACACAAGGGGAACAGGAACAUACUGAGGGAAAAUACCAGGGCUGCCAUAGAGUAUAGCGCAGAUAAGAUAGUCCCUUCUCCGACCAGGGUAGAAGAAAGUUCUGGAUAUUCUGAAGAAUCUGAUCUUGAAGUUCAAAAGUCGAUUGACGAACAGGAUAAUUAUGCAGAAUGGCAACGCAAACAGUAUACGUACAGCGUCAAGGCUACGCUGAAGGCAGAUACGCAUACUGGCCAGCGUGUCAGGUGGAGCAAUCGCAUUGGUACUGAGAAUUGGGUGAUGGACAACUUUGAUAUCAACUGCCUUCUCAUGGAGCUGCAUAAGCUCAUGGAUCAGCAUAAUCUUAUUGGUGAUCUCUAUGAAGUCAUUGUCUUCGUCAAAUCUGCGUACUCGAGGGCCACCAAACAUCGGCUUGAUCUAGAAGCCCUAAGCGAGGAGGUCUAG